AUGGGUCUUUGCAGUUCAUGCGAGUCGACAUCUGUGGCAACGGCGAAGCUGAUAUUACAAGAUGGGAGAUUACAAGAAUUUUCGUACCCAGUUAAAGUCUGGUACGUGUUGCAAAAGAACCCAUCUUGUUUCAUUUGUAACUCGGACGAAAUGGACUUUGACGACGCGGAGGAAAUGGCGGCAUUGGCGGUGAAAGCGAGCUCUGCAUUGACGAAAAGUGGUGGUGAGAAAUGUGGGUGUCGUCGGCAUAGUUUUUCUCCGGUGUUGUUAACCGGAGAGAAGGGUGGUAGGUCAUCGAGAAGAGUGGCUGAUGUCUGUGGUACUGGGUUGAGAUCAAGAGGGAGGAGUAGCGCUGCUGGUGGCGGCGGUGGAAUAAGACGGAAUUUUGAAGAUAGGUUGAACGCAAUACCAGAGUAG
Ilex paraguariensis (yerba mate) is the source of this 417-nucleotide messenger RNA. Lineage: Eukaryota; Viridiplantae; Streptophyta; Magnoliopsida; Aquifoliales; Aquifoliaceae. The record is from the annotation of a GenBank genome assembly.